UGUACAAGUGAGGCUAUGGUUUGGUAAUUAGGAAUGUUUAUCCGAGGGAUGUUAUAAGGGCUAGUGUUAUGCUUGAGAGGAAGGAGUAUGCCACCAUCUUAGCGUUCGAUGUCAAAGUAACACCUGAGGCUCGGGAGCUUGCAGAUGAGACUGGUGUGAAGAUAUUCAUUACCGAUAUUAUCUAUCACUUGUUCGAUCAGUUCAAGGCUUAUAUUGACAAUCUUAAGGAAGAAAAGAAGAAGGAAGCUACAAAAGAUGCAGUCUUCCCCUGUGUUCUAAAGAUUAUGCUGAACUGCAUUUUCAACAAAAAAGAUCCAAUUGUCUUGGGUGUUGAUGUCCUUGAAGGGAUUGCAAAGGUCGGCACUCCAAUUUGCAUUCCUUCAAGGGAUUUUAUCGAUAUUGGACGAAUAGCUUCCAUUGAGAUUAACCACAAACAGGUUGAUAUAGAAAAGAAAGGCCAAAAGGUAGCCAUAAAGAUUGCUAGCACCAACGUCGAAGAACAACAGAAGAUGUAUGGCAGGAAAUUUGAGAUUGAUGAUGAGCUUGUUAGCCACAUCUCGAGAAAAUCUAUCGACCCACUUAAAUCAAAUUAUCGGGAUGACUUGUUUAUUGAAGAGUGGAAGCUGGUAGUGAAACUAAAGACUCUAUUCAAGAUACAGUAAGCUAGAAAAGAAAAGAAAAAGAAAAAAGAAAAGGAAAAAAGCAGAAAGCAGAGUGAAGAAUAAUUACAAUCCUUGUUCAGCUGUGGUGAUGAUAAUGAAAAUGUGGUGAGGAUUUUGCACGAGUUACAGCUUUCAACUAUGCCAGAUUCUGAUGUAACGUGUUGAAAUUUUGGUUUUGGGAGAGUUUUGGUUGGUGAGGGAAGAUUGAGAAUCGAGGGAGGGAUCACCAGAAACAAUAACCUUGACAGAGAGCCAUUCUGCUCAUAGUCACCAACAAAAGGUUUCUUCAUUUCCGUUUUAUUUUUAUUUUUAUUUUAUGUAUGCUAUUGCCUUUUGGUUUGAAAAUAAACUAUUUCUUUAGAAUUAUUUUUUAUCUGGGCUACCUUUUUAAGAUGUGAUCUGUAUCUUUAUUAUAAAGUAAAGAGUAAUGGCAUUCGAGCAGGGGUGAUUUUUAUUUUUUAUUU
Magnolia sinica is the source of this 1126-nucleotide messenger RNA. RefSeq lists its product as uncharacterized. Gene Ontology annotation, molecular function: translation initiation factor activity. Lineage: Eukaryota; Viridiplantae; Streptophyta; Magnoliopsida; Magnoliales; Magnoliaceae. The record is from RefSeq and is a predicted model, not a curated record. Bases 69 to 662 code for a protein of 197 amino acids. The transcript has a single exon.